AUGUUCAUCCUGAUCGCAUCAAUCAUUUUUUGCGGUCUUCCUUUAAUUUUGCUCUACGUUCAUCUCAAAUGGGCAAAAGAAGAUCUCAAACUUGGAAUUCCUGGCCCACCUUGCAUUCCAAUUCUGGGCAACUUGCAUCUUCUCUGGAACUACAUCAAAGAAGAAAAAUUACACGAGAUAAUACUGGACUUAAUCAAUGAAUAUGGAGAGACGAUACGAGUACGAGUCGGUCCAAAAUUGUUUAUAUUCACUACAGAAGUUAAGUUAGUAGAGGCAAUCGUGAACAAUCCGAAGUUCAUGAAAUCCGACGAUUAUAAAAUUUAUCAACCGUGGCUUGGAGACGGUUUGAUUCUUGCUCACGGUGAAAAAUGGCACAAAAUGCGAAAAUUAUUGACACCAGCGUUUCAUUUUCAAAUUUUGGGAAGAUUUGUUCCGAUUUUUCAAGAGCAAGCGGAGGUUUUUGUUGAAAAAGUGAGGAAUUUGGGACCUGAGGAGAACAUCAAUGUGGCUCCUUGGUUGCAGUCCUUUGCAUUGGAUGUCGUUUCAGAGUCGUCGAUGGGUGUCAAGUUGAAUGCUCAAAAUGAUCCCAAUCGGGAUUUUGUUGUGGCUUCAAAAGAACUUUUGGACACCCUUUGCCUCCGUUUCUAUUACCCGCUGUACAACAUAGACUUCAUAUGGAAACUCACAUCACACUACAAAAAAUGUUGUGAUCGAAUCCGCUUCAUAAAUGGCUUCGUAAAUGACGUGAUCAACCAACGGCGUGAAAAACUGUUGAACGAAAAGUCUCCUGACCCAUCAGAGGAAAAACCUGCAUUACUUGACAUCCUCCUGCAAUCCACAAUUGAUGACUCUCCUCUCUCCAACGAAGCAAUUCGCGACGAAAUGAACACUUUCAUGGUAGCGGGACACGAAACUACCGGAACAACCAUGGGCUUUGUCAUUUUUUUGCUCGCCAAGCAUCAGGAAGUGCAAGAAAAAGUCUUUCUCGAAAUCAAAGAAAAUUCGUUGAACCAAAAAUUAUCAAUUCGUGACAUAAAUUCCUUGAGAUAUCUUGAUUGUGUGAUCAAAGAAACGUUGAGAUUGUAUCCAAUACUGCCGGAUGCCAUUAAACAAUCAGCAGAAGACUUUACUUUGAGAAAAUAUUUCAUUCCAGCAAAGACUUCUAUUUUGACUUCAAUCCACGCGGUUCAUCGAUUGGAAAAAAAUUUCAAAAAUCCAGAUGAAUUCAAUCCGGAUCGAUUUUUGGAUGAAAUUAGCAAUGAAGAACGAAGCCCGUAUACUUACCAACCAUUUUCAGCUGGACUUCGGAAUUGCAUUGGACAACGAUUCGCCAUGCUCGAGAUGAAAACUUUGCUAAUUCAAGUCCUCAGUGAAUAUAAAAUUCAUCUUGGAACGAAAAAUUUCGAAAUUGACUUACGAGAAUCGACUUUACUCUUUUCACGCAACGGAGUGAACGUUAAAUUCGAAAAACGUAAAAAAUAAAAAUUUAUUUAAAUUUUAAUUUUUCGGGACAAAUUUUACCUAAAUUCAAAGCUUUCAUUAAAACUUUCUUCAAUUUUUAUCAUUUUUCACCAAAU
Culicoides brevitarsis is the source of this 1577-nucleotide messenger RNA. RefSeq names its product cytochrome P450 4d2-like. Bases 1 to 1482 code for a protein of 493 amino acids. The transcript has 4 exons. Gene Ontology annotation, molecular function: iron ion binding; oxidoreductase activity, acting on paired donors, with incorporation or reduction of molecular oxygen; monooxygenase activity. Lineage: Eukaryota; Metazoa; Arthropoda; Insecta; Diptera; Ceratopogonidae. The record is from RefSeq and is a predicted model, not a curated record.